Messenger RNA from Antrostomus carolinensis (chuck-will's-widow), 2734 nucleotides. It is a transcript of the gene OVCH2, whose product is annotated as ovochymase 2. The annotation marks the transcript as partial. The record is from RefSeq and is a predicted model, not a curated record. Gene Ontology annotation, molecular function: serine-type endopeptidase activity. Lineage: Eukaryota; Metazoa; Chordata; Aves; Caprimulgiformes; Caprimulgidae. The transcript has 22 exons. Gene Ontology annotation, biological process: proteolysis.
AAGAUGCGCGUUGCCCCCAGCAAGCUGCAGUUACUCCUGAUGGGGAUAGUUUGUAUUACAGAGUUUUGUGCUGUACCAUCUGCUCUUCAGAAAGAUCCUAAGUGUGGGCAGAAAAUUCAAGAGACAAAACCAUGGAGUUACCUUAACCUUUUCACUCGGAUUGUUGGGGGAAGCCAGGUGAAACAAGGCUCACAUCCAUGGCAGGUUUCCUUGAAACGAAGGCAAAAGCAUUUCUGUGGAGGCACCAUUGUUUCUGCUCAGUGGGUGGUCACAGCAGCUCACUGCAUCUUGGACAGAAACCUACUCCAGUACUUGAAUGUCACUGCGGGAGAGUAUGAUUUGAGGAUCACGGAGAAUGGCGAGCAAACACUCCCUGUUAAAUAUGUCAUUAAGCAUCCUAACUUUGACCCAAGAAGGCCAAUGAACUAUGACAUUGCCCUUCUGAAGCUGGAUGGAGCCUUCAACUUCAGUCCAUCAGUUUUGCCAGCAUGUCUUCCUGAUCCCGGUGAAAAGUUUGAAGCAGGAUAUAUCUGCACUGCUUGUGGUUGGGGCCGUUUAAAUGAGAAUGGAGUACUCCCUCAGGUCUUAUAUGAAGUCAAUCUACCAAUCCUCAACAAUGCAGAAUGUUCAAGAGCAUUAUCAACUUUAAAGAAACCCAUCCAAGGUGACACUAUAAUGUGUGCUGGAUUUCCCGAUGGAGGAAAAGAUGCCUGCCAGGGAGACUCAGGAGGCCCGCUUUUGUGCCGACGUAAGCAUGGUGCCUGGACUCUCGCUGGUGUGAUCUCCUGGGGGAUGGGAUGUGCUCGUGGCUGGAUGAGUAAUGAGAAGAAGAAACAUUAUCACAGAGGAUCUCCGGGAAUAUUCACAGACCUCAGUGCGGUGCUUUCCUGGAUUCGAGAGAACAUGAGUGCUGAUCUGAAGAUGAAAAGCUCCACAGCAUUUUGUAGCAUUCAGGAUGGCAAACUCCCUGACAGUGAAGGAGAAUUAAAUUUUCCUGGAAGUCCCAAGCAGUUUUAUGAAAACCACCAGUUGUGCGUAUGGACUCUAUUUGUACCGGAGGGGAAUUACAUAUUGCUUCAUUUUUCCCACUUUGAUAUAGAGCCAGAAACAUUUUGUGACUAUGAUUCUUUAUCAGUCUAUUCAAAACACGACAGACUUGUUGGGAAAUUCUGUGGAGGAGAUCUUCCAUUACCUAUUUUGAUUGGCUCCAAUAGCAUAAGGCUGAAAUUUGUUUCUGACAACAAGGAUUAUGGAACUGGUUUUUCCAUGACCUACAAAGCUCUUACACCAGAUAUUCUUCCUGAUUCUGGCUGUGAGUCCUUAGCUGUCCUUUUUGAAGAAGGAGUGUUACAAAGUAUGCACUAUCCAGAGCACUACAGCAACAUGGCAGACUGUCAAUGGAUUAUUUGUGCACCAGAGGACCAUGUAAUCAAGCUUACAUACCAGUCUUUUGAAGUAGAAGAGAGUGAAGAUUGCUCUUAUGAUGCCGUGACUGUGUAUGAAGAUGUGGGAAAAGAGGAGGAAAUUGCUAAGUCUUGUGGAUUUGCCCUACCAGCACCUGUUCUAAGCUCCUCUGCUCUGAUGCUGGUUGUCUUUCACUCUGAUGAAACAGAGACCUUCGGAGGAUUCAGAGCUACAAUCUCUUUUGUUCAUCUAACAGACACCUGCUAACACAUUUACUAUUUUCACUUGCUAAAAUUAGAUACUUUGAAUUCAACUAGUGGUGAAGAAUUUGAAGACAUGAAUAUGGCUGAAGAAGAAAUACAGGUUACGACAGAUUAUAUUUGUGGAAUGCCUUCAAAUCAGCCCAGGUUCAUCUUCAGUAGGAUAAUUGGAGGUGAAGAAGCUGUACCAUAUUCAUGGCCUUGGCAGGUCAGUGUACAAAUUUCAGAUGAGCAUAUCUGUGGAGGAGCAGUUCUUUCCAAAGAAUGGGUUGUCACAGCUGCUCACUGCUUCGAUUCUAAGGAAAUGUACAGAGACUUAUGGAUGGUGGUAACAGGAAUUCAUGAUCUUACAGAGCAAGAAUACAGACAGAAAAGGUCUGUAAAGCAGUAUAUUAUACAUCCAAGUUUUAACAAGACCACUAUGGACUCUGAUAUUGCCUUACUUCAACUGGCCAAGCCAUUAGAAUUCAACCACUACGUGCGCCCCGUGUGCCUCCCUGCCAAGGAGGAGGCAGUUCAGCCCUCGAGGGUGUGUGUUGUCACAGGAUGGGGUGCACACGAAGAAGACAGAGAAAUGGGGAAAAAACUGCAUCAGCUGGAAGUCCCCAUCCUGGUGCUUGACAUGUGUCAGAGCUAUUACACAAAUCUUCCCAGUAAAGUGACCCCAAGGAUGAUCUGUGCUGGAUUCCCUCUGGAAGAAGGCAAGGACUCAUGCACAGGUGAUUCUGGUGGCCCAUUAGUUUGUCCUUCAGAAGAUAACUCAGGAUUUUACACCCUUCAUGGAAUCACUAGCUGGGGCUUGGGAUGUGGAAGGAAGAGCUACCCAGGAGUGUACACAAAUGUUGGUGUUUUUGUUGACUGGAUCAAGCAGAGUGUCAAUAGUAGUGGUAUAUCUCUCCAUUUUCAUGGUGUGACUGUCAACAGAGCAGUUCUGACGGACCGCGUUGUAAAACACUUCCAAAGCACUAAUGUCACUGAAAGCAAAAUUUGCCUAGGACAGCACAGUGACUUCCUGCAUGGUGCUGUUCUCAGUCACUUGCACUUCCGUGAGCUCCCUGAUGAAUCCAGAG